Molecule: messenger RNA, 1314 nt
Organism: Lathyrus sativus (Indian pea)
Lineage: Eukaryota; Viridiplantae; Streptophyta; Magnoliopsida; Fabales; Fabaceae
Source: the annotation of a GenBank genome assembly
AUGAACCAGUUAGUUGAAAGCUCUGCUAAUUCUCAAAGGGUCUCUAGAGUUCAAGCUCCACUGGUGGACUCCGUGUCAUGCUACUGUAAAGUAGAUUCAGGCCUGAAAACAGUAGCCGGGGCAAGGAAAUUUGUUCCAGGAUCGAAGAUAUGUAUCCAACCUGACAUAAACCCGAAUGCACAUAGGAACAAAAACUUGCGUAGAGAGAAGACCAGAGUUCAACCUCCUCUGCUACCUGGUCUUCCCGAUGAUCUUGCUAUUGCUUGUUUAAUCCGUGUACCGCGCGUUGAGCACAGGAAACUGCGUUUGGUUUGCAAGAGAUGGUAUCGCCUUCUGUCUGGAAAUUUCUUUUAUUCGCUCAGGAAAAGUCUCGGAAUGGCAGAAGAAUGGGUUUAUGUCAUCAAAAGAGACCGUGAAGGAAAAAUUUCAUUGCACGCUUUCGACCCAAUCUACCAAAUAUGGCAAUCCCUUCCGCCUGUUCCUGCCGAAUAUUCCGAAGCGUUAGGAUUUGGUUGCGCUGUUCUUAGUGGUUGCCACUUGUACUUGUUUGGUGGAAGAGAUCCAUUGAAGGGAUCUAUGAGGCGUGUCAUUUUCUACAACGCUCGCACAAAUAAAUGGCACAGAGCACCAGAUAUGCUGCGGAAACGUCAUCUUUUUGGUUCUUGUGUAAUAAAUAAUUGUCUCUACGUUGCUGGUGGGGAAUGUAAAGGAAUUCAAAGAACUCUUAGAUCUGCUGAAGUUUAUGACCCGAACCGGAACAGGUGGAGCUUUAUCUCUGAAAUGACCACAGCUAUGGUUCCUUUUAUCGGUGUUAUUCAUAACGGCACGUGGUUUUUGAAGGGUCUCGGGUCUAAUCGCAAUGUCAUAUGUGAAUCCUAUUCACAUGAAACCGAUACAUGGACUCCAAUAAGUAAUGGAAUGGUCAACGGAUGGCGUAAUCCGAGUAUCUCACUGAAUGGACAACUCUAUGCACUUGAUUGCCAGGACGGCUGCAAGCUCAAAGUAUACGAUGGGGCGACCGAUUCCUGGAAGAAGUUCAUCGAUAGCAGGCUUCAUUUAGGUAGUUCUCGUGCUCUUGAUGCUGCUGCUCUUGUCUCACUUAAUGGAAAGCUAUGCAUUAUCCGCAACAAUAUGAGCAUUAGUCUAGUCGAUGUUUCAAGUCCGAACAAACGCGUCGAAAGCAAUCCUCACCUUUGGGAAAAUAUUGCUGGAAAAGGUCCUGUUAGGUCUUUAGUUAGAAAUAUAUGGUCGACUAUCGCAGGACGCAGUGGUUUGAAGAGUCACAUUGUUCACUGUCAAGUUCUUCAAGCCUGA